AUGCCUCCCAAGAGAAAGUUUGCUGACAUUGAACCCGAACCAUCAGCAGUUCCUCCGUCGCUUCCCCCUUCCGUCGAAGAAGCCUACCGCCGUAAAUGCGUUCAGCUGAAGAACCGUACAAAUGAGGUGGAAGAUGCCAAUGACGCUGCUAGAUUGCGCCUCGCCCGGAUAAAGCGUCAGGUUGAGAAGCUGAGGAUAGAACGGGCCUUUCUGUUGGAACAGCUGGCAAAGCGCACCAGUACCAACGUUGAAGACUCUGAGGGCAGCCCGAGUCCGCCGCCAACGCCCAAGGAUAAGCCCCUUCGCAUCAAACGCGGUCACCGAAAGUCUGCCCUCCUCGACCUCGACUCCAAAGCCACCCCCAAUAGCUCUUUCAAAGAACUAGCAUCACCUUCAGAAUCCCAAGCCAAGCGAGGCAGCGCCGACCUCGAAGAAACCCCUACAAAUGGCGUCAGCAAACCCUCCAAGGCCCCGAAGAGCGCCUUCGACCUCUACUGCGAGGACGCUCGACCCAUUCUUGAAGCUAAGAGCAAGGAGGAGGAAGGCGACGGUGACGGUGAUAUCAACAUUGAGGAAGAGCUCACCCGCGCAUGGGAGGAUCUUCCCGAGGCCGAGAAGGAAGAGUUCCAAUCUAAGUUUGAGGAGCUCUCCAAAAAGGCGGAUGAGAAAGACGACGACGAGGACAAGGACGUAGCGGAGGAUACUCCAGAGAAGGAGGGCAAAUCCGGCGAUGCCGACAAGCCCGAGACACAGGAUGAAGAUGUCGAAAUGACCAAUUAUGACACCGAGGACCAGGAGCAAGACCAAGACCAAGACCAAGACGACGACCAAGAUCAGGAUCAAGACGGGGAGACGCAAAUGGACAAGGAUGGGGAUGACUAG
Messenger RNA from Pochonia chlamydosporia 170, 882 nucleotides. RefSeq names its product high mobility group, HMG1/HMG2. The transcript is spliced from 2 exons. The record is from RefSeq and is a predicted model, not a curated record. Lineage: Eukaryota; Fungi; Ascomycota; Sordariomycetes; Hypocreales; Clavicipitaceae. Bases 1 to 882 code for a protein of 293 amino acids.